Messenger RNA from Strongyloides ratti, 1035 nucleotides. RefSeq lists its product as hypothetical. The record is from RefSeq and is a predicted model, not a curated record. Lineage: Eukaryota; Metazoa; Nematoda; Chromadorea; Rhabditida; Strongyloididae. The transcript is spliced from 14 exons. Bases 1 to 1035 code for a protein of 344 amino acids.
AUGAAUUUACUACUAAUUUUUUUUGUCUACAUAUUUAUACUUACUACAGUAUGUAUUUCAAAAAAACAUUAUACUAAUGAAAGCUUAAAUUUGGAUGUUGCAGAAGCUCUUUUUAGUCUUAAAAAAAUGGAUAACUGUUUGGCUGAUAAAUUAGAUAGACAAUUACAUUCUUUAUACAAAAAAAAAUACAUGAUACAUUACUUUAAGAAAAAUAAACAUAAGUACUUGGAAAAAAGAAUAUAUUUCUUUAAAAAGUUACUUAAGAUCAUAAAUUUUUUGAUUAAAAGAGUUAAAAAAUAUAAACCAAAAAAGGAUUUAGAAAAUUCCAAAGUUAAAAAGGAAAAAAAAAAAUUCAAAGAAAAUAAUUAUGACGAAGAACCCGUUAUAUUAUUUGAUGCAGGAGGCUAUGUUAAUAAUCCACCAGAUUAUUAUGGAAGUGGUGGUGGUGGCGGAGUGCCACAUAUGGCUGGUGGUAGAAUGAACGGUAAUGGCAUGAUGAUGAAUGGUGGUGGUGGUAUGAUGAAUGGUGGUGGUAUGGGUGGAAUGGGAGGAAUGGGUGGAAUGGGUGGAAUGGGUAGAAUGGGAAUGGGUGGUGGAAUGAUGGGUGGUGGUAUGAUGGGAGGAAUGGGUGGCGGAAUGGGUGGUGGAAUGGGUCCAAUGAAUGGGAAUGGAAAUGGAGAACAAUCUUCAAAUUCUGUGAUGCAAUUUUUUCAAAGUCCUACUGGUCAACAAGUGACUGGUAUGGGUCUUGGAUUGGGUGGUGGUUUGAUGAUGCAGAGAAUGCAAAAUAGAAGAAUGCAAAAACAAAUGUUAAACCAGCAGGCUAUGGAAAUGGGUGAAAAUCCUUAUGCCUUACGUCAACAACGUAAAUUGUGGAAAGCUCAGUACAAAGCGGACAAAAGAAUAUAUAAACAACAAAAUAGACGCGCAAAGUUUCAGCGUUUCAAAUCAUUUAUUAAUCCAUUUUCUCGUAGAAAAAAUACAAUGGGAGGUGCACCAAAAAUGGGCUUCUUUCGUAGAAGAUUUGGAAAAUGA